This is a messenger RNA of Scophthalmus maximus (turbot), 623 nucleotides long. Its product is annotated as immediate early response 3-interacting protein 1. Gene Ontology annotation, cellular component: Golgi membrane; endoplasmic reticulum membrane; COPII-coated ER to Golgi transport vesicle. The transcript is spliced from 3 exons. NCBI's taxonomy places the organism in Eukaryota, Metazoa, Chordata, Actinopteri, Pleuronectiformes, Scophthalmidae. Bases 72 to 320 code for a protein of 82 amino acids. Gene Ontology annotation, biological process: endoplasmic reticulum to Golgi vesicle-mediated transport. The record is from RefSeq and is a predicted model, not a curated record.
UCCGCCACCGUAGGCUACGUCAGAUAUAAAAACAGUUUGCUGUCUCGCAGCUAGUCGCUUGUACAGACAACAUGGCCUUUACUUUGUACUCUCUUAUUCAAGCAGCAGUUCUUUGUGUCAAUGCUGUAGCUGUGCUGCACGAAGAAAGAUUUCUCAGUAAAAUUGGCUGGGGGGUCGACCAGAGUGUCGGAGGGUUUGGGGACGAGCCGGGCGUCCGAGCGCAGCUGAUGAACCUCGUCCGCUCUGUGAGGACCGUGAUGAGAGUGCCGCUGAUCGCCGUCAAUUCAAUCUGCAUCGUGCUGCUGCUUCUGUUCGGAUGAAGUGGAGUGACAGAAGAUGUCAGGAGACCACAACCAUCAUCUCAGGAAAACUCCUCUGAAGAAACAAUUUUUUUUUAUAUCUCUGACAGAAUGUGUCCUGUCAUCCGGAGUAUGAAAGCUGUCAUGUACUAUUCCACAUCAGUUCAUGGGACAUUUGUUAUGGCUUGCUUUAUUAAGCACAUGCAUUCACUGUAAUACAAUGUGCAGCUAUUUAAAGUGGUUAACGUACUAGUGAAGACCUGAACACCAACUGUCCUGUGAUGGAGUGACCCGACUGUAAAAAAAUAAAUAAAUGUGAUUCUG